Ictidomys tridecemlineatus (thirteen-lined ground squirrel) is the source of this 5484-nucleotide messenger RNA. The record is from RefSeq and is a predicted model, not a curated record. Lineage: Eukaryota; Metazoa; Chordata; Mammalia; Rodentia; Sciuridae.
AAAACUUUGUUUAAAUUUGAAAUUAUAUCAAGUGUAUAAAAGAUUAUAGACUUAGUACACACCAACUUAACUCUUGUGAAAAGAUGUUCAGUAUUGCCAGCUGGUAGGGAAAUAUGAGUUAAAUCUGAAAUGGAAUAUCACUACACACAUACUGAAAUGGCUAAAAUAAAAAAUAUAGGUAGUUCCAAAAUGGCAGAGAUGUUAAGAAGCUGGGUCCCAUAUGCUGCUUGUGGAGUAUUCAGUAGUACCGUCCCUGUAGGGAUCAGUCUGGCAGUUUCUCCAGAAAGUUAAAUCUGCCCUGCACUCAUGCAUUUGUCCUAGAUAAUUGAAAGCUUAUUUUCACAUAGAAAUCCAUAUGCAAUUUGUAAUUGCCCAAGACCAGAAAUGACCCACAUGUCCCUCAAAGGGUAAAUGGUUUAAUAAACUAGCAUGUUCACAUCAGGGGUGUGCCUUAGCAGGACCCGUGGCAUGAUCUGUGUUGGCCUCAGGGGUGUUGUACUGAGUAAGGCCACUCAGAAGGUCUUUCCCAAAUGAUUUAUGUGACAUUCUUAAAGUGCACUACUCAGAGUGAUAGAGAAGAGGUUAGUUGCCAGAUCCUAGGACAGUGGGCAAGAUUGAAUGUCACCUUAAGGUGCAGGAGAAUGAUCUUUGGUGAUUGUGGGAUAAGUUCUCAUGGUGGUAGGUACACAAAUCUGUACAUGUGAUAGGCAAGUGUCAGCAUUGGAGAAAUGUGAGUAAGGGGUCCUCAGGAUCUUUCUGUAUGAUUUUUAUAACUUCUAUGGGUCUGUAAUUAUUUGAAAAUAAAAAGUGGAAGUAACUGUGCACACUAUUCAAUUUGAUUCCCUAAAUGUUAGUAUCUUGGAUGACCACAUACAAGUAUGAAAACCAGGAAAUUAACAUUGAUGGAUCACUAUCAUCCAGUCUACAGAUCUAACUCAAUUUCUCAUGUCUUUGUCUAAGACCAGUGAGGUCAUACUGCUUCAUCCAAUUCCAACGUAGCAGCACUGAGUUGUUCUAGCCAAGGGUCAGCAACCUGUGGCCUCCACCUGUCUUGUGAGUAAAGAGUCCUUGGAGCAUAGUCCUGCCCUUUCCUUUCCUUGUCACCUGUGGCUGUUCUUGAGUGCUGGAGAGGCUCUCUGGCUAGCAAAGUCUUGGGUGCCUUCUCACGGGCCCUUCCAGGAGUGGUUUACUGACCCCUUUCUUUCUCUGUCAGUGAGAAGUCCGCCUCUUAUUAGCCUCAGUCUGUGCCCAAGUACACAUAAAGUAGCUUCACAGUGCUGCUCUACACUACUGGGGAACCCCCAGCUGACUGGAUUGUAUGAUUGCUGAAGUGCUGCUUGUCUUUAAAGGUCACCAUGCUGUCUUCAAGAGUCACUUGGGUGACGUGACAAUGGAUGCUGUUUUGGCUCGGUUAAAACUCCUGAGUCCAGAUGACCUCAGAGAAGAAGUCUUCAGAGCUGGAUUGAAAUGUGGCCCCAUUACAUCAACCACAAGGUUCAUUUUUGAAAAGAAAUUGGCUCAGGCUUUACUAGAGCAAGGUGGAGUGCUGCCCUCCUCUCUUCCCAACCUCAGGGAGACAGCUGCAGCACUCAGCCAAGACACACAGAGGACUCUGCCGUCUGCUGAAGGAAACCUGACUGUGCAGGCCAGUUUUUCUGAAGACAGAGAUUUUAAUUACAGUGUGGGCUUGAAUCCGCCAGAGGAGGAAGCUGUGGCAUCCAAGGCACGCCCAGAGCCCCUAGGUGCCUCCGUCAGGAGUAACACCCACCAGGCUGGAGCAACGCCCUCUAAGGAGCCAUCCCUGUACUAUGGAGUGUGCCCAGUGUAUGAGGAUGGCCCAGUGAGAAAUGAAAAGAUCCAUGUUUAUGAAGAUAAAAAGGAGGCAUUGCAAGCUGUCAAAAUGAUCAAAGGGUCCCGAUUUAAAGCUUUUCCAACCAGAGAAGAUGCUGAGAAAUUUGCUAGAGGAAUUUGUGACUAUUUCCCUUCUCCAAGCAGAGCCUCGUCACCGCUGUCCCCUGUGCGGGCAGCACCACUCCUCAGCAGUGGUGGGCUGAAAGAUGGUCUGUGCUUAUCUGAACCAGAAACAGUAAACAAGGAGCGAGCAAACAGCUACAAAAACCCCCGCACGCAGGACCUCACUGCCAAGCUGCGGAAAGCUGUGGAGAAGGGGGAGGAGGACACCUUUUCUGACCUUAUCUGGAGCAACCCCCGGUAUCUGAUUGGCUCAGGGGACAAUCCAACCAUUGUGCAGGAAGGGUGUAGGUACAACGUCAUGCAUGUUGCUGCCAAAGAGAAUCAGGCUUCUGUCUGCCAGCUGACGUUGGAAACACUGGAAAACCCCGAGUUCAUGCGGCUUAUGUACCCGGAUGAUGACCAGAGCAUGCUGCAGAAGCGCAUCCGCUACAUCGUGGACUUGUAUCUGAACACCCCGGACAAAGUGGGCUAUGACACACCUUUGCACUUUGCUUGCAAGUUUGGGAAUGCGGAUGUGGUCAGUGUACUUUCUUCACACCCUUUGAUUGUGAAAAACCCAAGGAAUAAAUAUGGAAAAACACCUGAAGAUGUGAUUUGUGAACGAAGCAAAAAUAAGCCUGUGGAACUGAAAGAGCGGAUCAGAGAGUACCUAAAGGGUCACUACUACGUGCCACUUCUGAGAGCAGAAGACACUUCCUCUCCAGUCAUCGGGGAGCUAUGGUCCUCAGACCAGACGGCCGAGGCCUCAAACACCAGCCACUGUGGAAGUGACCCCAGAGAACCUGUGCUGACCCUGAGAGCCUUCGCAGGGCCCCUGAGUCCAGCCAAGGCAGAAGACUUUCGGAGACUCUGGAAAACUCCACCUCGAGAGAAAGCAAGCUUCUUCCACAGUGUCAGGAAAUCUGACCCAGAAAGAGGCAUUGAGAGAGUGGGAAGGGAGCUGGCUCAUGAGCUGGGGUAUCCCUGGGUUGAAUACUGGGAAUUUCUGGACUGUUUUGUUGACCUAUCUUCCCAGGAGGGCCUGCAGAGACUGGAAGAGUAUCUUGCUCAGCAGGAAAUGGGCAGAAAGGAGGCCUGCCCCCGAGACCAAACCCCGACUUCUGGUAGCAGGAAGAAGGGCAGCAAUUCCAUUUCUGUGGGGGCAUUUCUAGAUGAGGACAAUGACGUGAGCUUGGAAGAAAUUACAAAUGGGCAGAAUGCAGCUCCACAUCAGAGCCAGCCCACAGUCAGUGCUUUUGGAAACUUGGAGCACAGUGGCCUUUCCCAGGGGCAGCAGGCAGACCCAGUGGGAGCCUCAGACCAGCACCAUCCCCACACCAGCAGAAACAAGUUCUGCAGUCCCUUGACCCAUAGCAGGAUCCCAGGCGUGGAGAAACCAGAGGCCCUCAGUGGAGAGGAGGCCCUUUUGUCACCUAUCUCCAGUUUGACUCUUGAGUUUGAUAAAAUGGAUUUGCGAAAUCUAAAAGAUAGCCUUUCUAAGACAGCAAAUAAAAAUAUGAAAACUAAAGAUCAGAUCCUGACUUCAAGAAAGGACAUACCGCCUGCUGCUGCAGUCGGACUGGGAAAUGACCAGAUGAGGACAGAUGGCGAGAUGUCAGCUGGUCUGGCAAAGAUGUCCCUGGACCCCAACAGUCCUGAGUGGGGGAACCAGCAGAUGUGCAGACCUCAGUCCCAGCCUACACCCCUGUCUGCAUCCUCCCCCUCCACAAGGGACAGCACCAGGAGACUGUUCCUCUUUGGAGAGGAGCCAUCAAAACUCGAUCGGGAUGUCUUGGCAGCUCUUGAACGUGCAGAUGUCGACCCGUAUCUGUUCCCAGCUGUGCAUAGAUGGAAGAGCACUGUCCUGUGCUAUUCCCCCUCAGACAGGCAGAGUUGGCCAAGCCCUGCACUGAAAGGAAAGUUCAAGUCUCAGCUGCCAGAUCUUGGAUGCCCUCACAGCUACAAUCCAGUGCGAAGUGGUGCAGCCGGCAGCAGCCCUGGGAAACUCAGCCAUGCUUCCUGUUCACCGGGCCUGGGAAGCCCCAGGCGCUAUAGCCCUGCACACGGGAGCCAUCUCCGCAGGGUGGCACACAUAGCCCAGCUCACAGCCCUAUAGGGUUGGUACUUGCUGCAGAGGCUUGGGGUUCCUAGGCUUAUUGGUCAAAUUUCAUAAAGGAGUAUAUUCUGAAUAAUUUAUUAAUCCUCACUUUGAGGGUAUAAUUUUAGAAAUGCAAAUGUUCUAAAUAAAAUUUACAUUUCUGAUAAAUGGAAGAAGUUAACAAAAGUACACUCAGAUACGUGUUUCGGGUAAUGAUCCCGGGUUUGUUGUUGGGCAAAGGUGCAAAGGCCCUUAAACAGCAGGUGGCCAUCACUUCCCAAUACUGAGCAGGCGCUAUGGACGAGAGGUGACUGGCCCCGAGGUCAGCAUCACCCUGUAGCUCUUGUGCUUGCCUCUACAAGAAGGCUGGACUGGCUGCCUCUUGUGUCUGCUGUUAUAUGCUACGGAAGUCAGUGCUCACCCAGACAAGGGCGAGCUGCAUGUUAUCUCGCCUUUUCUGGGGCAGCCGCAUUCUGGUGCAGGAUAAUGGCCAACAUGGAUGGUCUGCAAGUCUUCCUGGAUGGGCAGCAGGGAGCCAGUGAGCUUGCCUGAGUCAGAUACUCAGUGGUAUUCAAAACACUGCUGAUCAGAGUAGUAGGGGAAAGUAGCUUUUCUCUUGGAAAAAAAUGUGUAGCUAUUGGGAUCCAUGCAGAUGGUCAGAAAACUCACCAGCACAUGAGCUGUCCCUCUGCUUCCCUUAGUCACCAGCUUCGUAGUGACCAUUAAUCUGUAACCUGUUCCCUAGCUUUGAAAUUUGUCCUGAGAAUUAGUUAAGCAUAAUUUUUUCUAUUGCAGAUUAUACAAGUGGAUCCCACGUUUAGAAUUCAUUUCAAUUGGAUUUCCUUGAAAAGAGCGUUUUGCUGCAGUACAGAAACCAAAAUUUAAGUCCGUUCCAGUUACUUGUGGUGUUGACGUUAACCUUUUCCCUUGGCACCAGCCUGGGGACGGUCUGUCCCCAUGUGGGGAGCAGGAAACACUGCCAGCUGCCAGGGUGCCUGAGGUAGGGUGGCCUUACAGCAGGCAAGUCUCUUCCAGGUGUCAGGACAGUGGCUCCCACACAGCAUUCUGUGGACAUGUCCAGUGUUUGAUCCAAAACAAAAACUGCUGCUGCUCUUGCCAACCUCAGUGCCUUUUGUAAAUCAUUUUUAAUUGUCCCGAAUUUACUUUUUGAGACUAUAAAAUAUAUUAAGUAGGUAUUCCUUUUCAUAUAUAAAAUUGCUGAAUUGAACUGUGUAAAGAAAAAAGUUUUAUUUCAUGUGAUAAACAUGUUAUUUGGGAAUAUUGGAAUUAAUAUUUAGGUCUUAAAUCCAGGUUUGUCACACAGGGUGUUUUCAUUGUUGUGCCACAGACAAGCUCUGGACACAGGACGGAACAGCACAGUCUAGACAGUGGCAUCUUAAAAAGGCAUCUCUGUUCUAAAAAAAAAAAAAAAA